This is a messenger RNA of Miscanthus lutarioriparius, 756 nucleotides long. Lineage: Eukaryota; Viridiplantae; Streptophyta; Magnoliopsida; Poales; Poaceae. The record is from the annotation of a GenBank genome assembly.
AUGGAGCUCCCGUGCCACGACCGCACCCUACUCCGUGCACGGUCGCCGCCCACAGUCCACCCCGACGCACUCUUGACAUUGCACCCUAAGCCCAUCUUCUCUGACCCGGAGGGACCUCUUGCCUUCGAAGUCUUCACCAUUUCCAGGGACCAGGUCGCCUCCUUGAAGCACCUCUGCGGUGGCACGAGCACCUUUUGCGCCCUGAGCUCUCUCAUCUGGCAGUGCACGUGCGUUGCGCGCCAGCUUCCACCGGAAUCUGAAGUGCGCAUCGUGUUCCCGGCUGACCUCCAGCGCCGGAUGAGGCCACCCCUCCCGAGCCACUACUACGGCAACGCGAUGUUCAGGCUAUGCGUCACCGGCGCGGCGGGAGAAAUUGGCACGGCGGCAUUGGGAUCCAUCGCUGCCCGCAUCAAGGGCACCGUCGAGCGGAUGGAUGACGAGCUGGUGCGGUCCGCGAUUGACUACUUCCAGAUGGCUGAGAUGGACAAGAGACCGGCUUUGAGAGGGACCUUGCCACUGACGGACCUGCAUAUCUUACCAUAUGAAUACUGCCUCCAAAAGCUGUCCAGCCAGCGAAGUACACCAAUUCACACUAAUCUGGAGCUAAUGCCAUGUACUCAUCAUAACAUAGAAACAGGAAAAUAUAUCAAAGGAUGCCUCAAUUCAGUUUACAGAACAAAUGAAAUCAUGUUGUGCAGAGCAUACCAAUCUGUUUUGUGCUUUCUAGCUAGGGAUUGGAGCACUCCUUGGAGUUAA